Molecule: messenger RNA, 1716 nt
Organism: Podospora pseudopauciseta
Lineage: Eukaryota; Fungi; Ascomycota; Sordariomycetes; Sordariales; Podosporaceae
Exons: 2
Coding region: 1336-1716 (126 amino acids)
Source: RefSeq, a predicted model, not a curated record
CAGCAUUUGCUCAACUUUUUCAUCAUCUUCUUCAUCUUCAUCUUCAUCAUCUUCAUCGCCACGAGCUUGCGGCAUCUCCCGGCCGAGAUACGGCUCAUGAUAUUCUCCAAACUCCCCGUCAUACACCGUCCACUGUAAAUUGGCGACGUUGCGAAGGAUUCUGCUCGGCUUCAACCCGUCCACAGGCGCAAGAAAUCCCCAAAGGCUUUCGAAAAGUCGAAGCGCCGCUACUUCACAGCCACACAGACCUUGUACUCGAAAACCAAGUUUGCCUUUUAUGAUAUCCUGUGCUGUUUCAGCAACAUUACCCACGAAGAAAGGUGUUGGAUAAACCUUUACGAGAUACGCGUUUUCCAGCAAUCGAUCUCUUCUUCACACAGAUUGGGCCCAAUGUAAGAUUUGUACAACACAUCGCCAUCCACUUCCCAUACAAACCUCCCUCUCAAAUGAUCCAGGAAACUAUGAUUUUUGGGACGAACUGUUUGGGCCUUUCCACGGGGCUUCCCUGGGGGCAAACGAGUCAGGUGGCGAAUUUACCUCAAAGCCCUUCGAUUUGCACAUCAAAAGGCACCCGGGUUGUAGACAAUCAGGUUGGUAGACUCGCAAGGAUACGCAAGUGACUCACUCCACUCUGCCAUUGGAACAGGAGCUGGACAGGCAUUGGAAGCUGUUCAAGGGGCUGGAGGACAGUGUGUUGAGACGCAUGACCAACCUGGAAGAGAUUCGGGUGGUGUAUCUUGAUCCAGAGGAUCCACACGACUAUGAUGGAAUGCAUACCGAUUUCUCUGACACGCUCUCUGCCAAGUUUAUCCCGCGACAAAUUACCCAGCCACAAGUGGACGCGGCAGAUUUACUACUUACUAUCGGCGGAAAUGGCAAAGCGACUUUGAGUUCACAGACCUCUAAACACAGAGUUUCAGGUUCAGACCGACAUCCGACCCCUGCAUUUUUGCGCGACUCAUUGACGCGCUCGAAAGCCCCAAGACGAAACAUGGACUCCUGCAAAACAAGCAAAAGAAAGACGCCACCAAACUGUCAAGAUGUUUGGGGGAGCGCCACGUCGCCAAGCGAUUGGUCUUGACGAUCGGAGGACAAACCCGGGGAGGCGAUGAUCCGCUCGACUGGAGAUGCCUGGGAUUGGAGGCAAAGGGUUUCGGUGGUGGUAUAAGUGGUGGUCAUGUCUGGUUUUGCCUUCUCGUUUUCGGUUUCGCUUCUUCACCACACUCACUUCGUUCUCUUCUACGACGGCAUUGACUGCUGGCCAUCAUCUCUUGUUCAUAUUGUUUGUCAAUAUCAGGUGCAGGACACCUCAGAUCAAAACCCACACAACAAAAAAUGCAACUUACAAGAUCCCUCUCCACCGCGCUCGCGGCCCUUCUUUUGUCCAGCAUCGCAACUGGACACCGCAUCCCAGCCCAAUCAGAAGAGCUCCAGCUCCGAGACGCUGCUCCCGUCGAUGUCAACGAGACCGGAACGCCGCCUGUCAUCCUCCCUGCUGACGACACGUUGUCGGCUGAUGUGAUUGUGGAUGAAACCGAGCAUGGGUCCCUAGUGGGUAGAGCCGUUCACCCUCGUCAGCUUGGCAAGGGCAAAGGUGGAGGGAAAGGAAAGGGUGGUGGGAAAGGAAAGGGGGGAGCCAAAGGGAAGGGUGGUGGUAAAGGAAAGGGGGGCAAGGGCAAGGGAGGGAAGGGAAAGGGGGGAAAGGGCAAGGGUUGA